AAGGUGUACGUCAUUAGCGUGAGACCAUUUUCACCAAACACACAGCAGUGACUUCCGCGAUCGAUGCUGGCAAAAACAAACCGGAGAACCGACAUAGCCGAGAAAUACAACGCUUCCUCGUCAAACCCCCGGCCAGUUAUGGUAUGGAGAGGCCGACUAGAGUGAAUGAAUUCUGGGGACAGAGCGAGACAGAUAGGACCAGCGCGCGCGGGAGGACGCACCUGUGGACAGGUGUCUGACGGAACCGGCCGGAGUCCGCUGGCCCGGCUGCGCUCGUUCAUUCGAACCCUCCGCCGGCUCCCGGUGUCCCUGCUGAGAGCUCUCCUCCUGCUCCUCCUGUGUCUGAUCCGCCCGAUCCGCCGAGCCAUGGCGGCCAGGGCCAAAGAUCGCGGGUCCGAGGGCUGCGAGGAAACCGGAGAGCUGAUCCGAAACUACCACAAACAAGCGUUCGAGUUCAUUUCUGUGGCUCUGCAGAUCGAUGAGGAUGAGAAAGGUGAUAAGGAGCAGGCGGUGCAGUGGUACAGGAAAGGCAUCGCUGAGCUGGAGAAAGGCAUCCGUAUCCAGGUCACUGGAGCUGGGGAGAAGGCAGACAGAGCCAGAAAGCUUCAGAACAAAAUGACCAACAACCUCACCAUGGCCAAAGACCGGCUGGAGCUUCUGGGCAAACUGCUUUCAAAGUCCCCAGCAGAGGGCUGCUCUGAUCACACUGGCCUGUCUUUCUCCAAUGGGAACCUGCGUCCAGUUGUAGGCAGUGGAGCAGUUUCCAAAAAGAAGGACACUCUCACAAUCACAAAUCAAUCCCAUGUGCGACCCAAAAACCCACCCAAAUCUUCUCCUGCGGCUGCCCUGCGCCGUACACCUUCAACUGGUCACAGUGGCAGGACUGGCCUUCAGAACAACCUGAAGGGGCCCCCGGCAAGAGCCGGUAACAGACAUAGCGCCAGCAACACUGCCACUGCGUCACCUCAGAGGAAAAGAGACAUGAAGAACUUGAAAAAUGUGGACAGCAAACUGGCCAACCUCAUCCUCAAUGAGAUCAAAGACAGCGGGUCUGAGGUGCGGUUUGAUGACAUAGCAGGGCAGGAAUUGGCAAAACAGGCACUGCAGGAAAUCGUUAUUCUGCCUGCUCUACGUCCAGAGCUGUUUACUGGUCUCAGGGCUCCUGCUAGAGGACUCCUGCUCUUCGGCCCACCUGGAAAUGGAAAGACUAUGCUGGCGAAAGCGGUUGCAAUGGAAUCUAACGCUACUUUUUUCAACAUCAGUGCUGCCAGUCUCACCUCCAAAUAUGUGGGAGAGGGCGAGAAACUGGUUCGGGCUUUGUUUGCGGUUGCUAGGGAACUGCAGCCGUCAAUCAUCUUCAUCGAUGAGAUUGACAGUCUGCUGUGUGAGAGGAGAGAGGGCGAGCAUGACGCCAGCAGAAGACUCAAAACAGAGUUCCUCAUCGAGUUUGAUGGAGUGCAGUCAGGAGGAGAUGACCGAGUGUUAGUGAUGGGAGCCACUAACAGGCCUCAGGAGCUUGAUGAGGCAGUUCUUAGGCGAUUCGCUAAACGCAUUUAUGUGGCUUUACCUACAGAGGAGACUCGUCUGAAGCUGCUCAAGAACCUCCUCAGCAAACACAGAAACACUUUAUCUCAGAAAGAGCUGAGUCAGUUAGCCAGGAUGACGGAGGAUUACUCUGGUAGUGAUCUGACCUCACUGGCAAAAGACGCUGCUCUUGGUCCUAUACGAGAACUGAGGCCUGACCAAGUGAGGAACAUGCCAGCCGAUAAGAUGAGGGACAUCUGUUUCUCAGAUUUUGUGGAUUCGCUCAAGAGGAUAAAGCGGAGCGUCAGUCCUCAAACGCUGGAUCAGUACGUCCGCUGGAACAGACAGUACGGAGACACAACAGCCGUAUGACACCGACACGCAAGGAGGAAGUCAAAGGUUUUUUUACUAAAGAUGUGGAAUUUGUAUAAUUUUGUCUUUUCUACGACUUUGCUUUUGCUUCUGAUCUGGAGACGGAGUCGUUUGGAGCUCAUGCUGAAUUACACCAGAGCUGGAGACCAUGUGGAUGGCAAAGCAUGACAAAACAUUUUCAUUUUUUACUAAACCAAGAAACAUUUUCCUCGAAUUCUUCCCCUUGAUUGGUGUGUGAAUGAUUAAACACUUGGCAUCUGUGGUGUUCCAGAUGCAUUUGUUCCUCGAUUUGUUUUUGAUUCAUGUAUCCAGAUCAAUCGAAUCCUCAAAUGGCAAUAUGAUGUGCUGAAGUCAAUCACAUAGCAUCUAAUGAACGAUUAAAGAAUGUAUUGUUUGAUCUCAUGAUUAGAAGCCGUUCAGACUGCAUGUGUAUUUGGAUUGACCAGCACUCCUUAUGUGUUUUCCAUUUGCAGGCACUAGUGGGCAUCAGUUGAGACUGUAUGUGAUUGUCUUCCUAAAUGUCUUCUGCUAGAACUAAAGUUAUGAUAUUGCUUUAUGUACAAAUGCU
This is a messenger RNA of Onychostoma macrolepis, 2464 nucleotides long. RefSeq names its product spastin (gene spast). Bases 166 to 1896 code for a protein of 576 amino acids. NCBI's taxonomy places the organism in Eukaryota, Metazoa, Chordata, Actinopteri, Cypriniformes, Cyprinidae. Gene Ontology annotation, molecular function: microtubule severing ATPase activity; ATP hydrolysis activity; ATP binding. The record is from RefSeq and is a predicted model, not a curated record. The transcript has 17 exons. Gene Ontology annotation, cellular component: microtubule cytoskeleton.